AUGGUAAAUAGAAGUCAUUCGUGCCCGGACGCUCUUCCCCACCCCGGCAAACCCGCAGGGGCCAAGGGCUGCUCCCAGCCGCCGGCUCCGGGCGUGCGACGGCUUCUUUGUCCGCUGCCGGCUCUCUCCCGGGGCAAGCGCGACCGGCGCUUUACCGGGGUGAUCCCCGAGAACUACUUUUGCCCAGUUUUGCCCCUUGGAUUUUGGGGACCAACCGCAUCCCUGCCGCCGGCUGCUCCCUCCGCACCCACGCAAACGCCGACGGAGCCGGCAGCGACCGGGCCAGCGGCUCCUUCCCGCCGCAGACGGCCACAGCGGCACGGCCCGGGCCGCCACCUACCCCCCCACCCCCCCGCGUUCUUCCGUGGCGGGGGACGAACCCCCAACCCCAGCCCCCGCAGCCGGGGCGGCCACAGCGAGCGGGCGAGUCCCACCACGGGAGAAUCCCGCCCGCGCCCGGUCACCUCACCCCGACAAGGGGCAACCCCCUCCGGCGGCGCCGACUCCGCCCGGGCGGGCACAGACUCCCGGGAAGGCGGCGCCGGGUAG
Molecule: messenger RNA, 549 nt
Organism: Haliaeetus leucocephalus (bald eagle)
Lineage: Eukaryota; Metazoa; Chordata; Aves; Accipitriformes; Accipitridae
Product: predicted GPI-anchored protein 58
Exons: 2
Coding region: 1-549 (182 amino acids)
Source: RefSeq, a predicted model, not a curated record